AUGGGAAAAUCCGUUACAAUUGAUAAGUUUUUCCAAAGGAAGAGAGGAAGUGAAUUAGGUCAUGCUGCUCCUAUAACCCCUUCACUAGCCUCAAAUGAUAAUGAUCUUCCAUCUGAAAAUCCUCCUAAAAGGUUUAGAAAUCCAGACGGUGAAGAAGUUGAUCUUAAUUCCUUAGAGCGUGAUCCAGGUUUACGUCGACAAAUAUGGGAAUACCCUCUUGACCAACGGGAGGAGAUUCGUCGAGCUUAUUUGAAUCUAAAGGCAUAUCAACCUAUUCUUCAAGAUUAUCCAUUAAAUAAGGAUAUUAAGCAUCCUCGAAGAUUUCAAUUUACUUGGUACGAGCUUUUUCAUUGGUUGGAGUAUUCACCGGCUAAAGAUAAAGCAUAUUGCUUUCCAUGUUUUCUCUUCAACAAGCCAUCGGGGUGCAAAAAUCAAACUGCUUUUGUUGUUGAUGGUUUUGAUAGUUGGAAGAAAGUUCGAAGCGGAAAAGCAUGUGCUUUCCUAGGCCAUAUAGGAAAAGAUAAUCUAUCUUCACUCCAUCGUAAUGCUGAAAAGGCAUGUGAGGAUUUGAUGAACCAACCGCAACAUAUAUCAAGGCGAUUCGACAACUUUAAUGCUGGACAAGUUGCAACUAAUCGUCUUCGGUUAAGAGCUCACAUACUUGUGGUGCGAUUGCUUGCACUCCAAGGGAUUCCAUUUAGAGGCCACGACGAGAAAUCUGAUUCGUCCAAUCGUGGCAAUUUUCUUGAAUUUUUGGAUGUGUUGGCCAUGGAGAAUGACGAACUUUCAAAGGCAAUUGCGAAAGCUCCAAAAAAUGCCAAAUAUACAAGUCAUGAUAUUCAAAAACAAAUACUUCAUGUGUUUUCAGUAAGAGUGAAAAAUGCAAUUCGUGAAGAAAUUGGAGUUGCCAAGUAUUGCAUCAUUGUUGAUGAAGCUCGUGAUGAGUCAAAAAAAGAGCAAAUGUCUAUUGUGUUGCGGUUUGUGGACACUAAUGGAUUCAUUCAAGAACGUUUUUUUGGGCUUGUUCAUGUUUCUGAUACUGCAGCUUUGACUUUAAAGAACGCUAUAUAUUCUGCUUUGGCUCAUUACAAUUUGGAUGUUCAAAAUAUUAGAGGUCAAGGUUACGAUGGGGCCAGUAAUAUGAGGGGUGAAUUCAAUGGAUUACAAGCUUUGAUUAUGAAAGAUUGUAAGGCUGCUUACUAUGUUCAUUGCUUUGCUCAUCGGCUACAGUUGGCUCUUGUUGCGGCAGCAAAAAAUCUGACUCCCAUUCAUAUGUUUUUUGACAAAUUAAUUUCUAUAGUUAAUAUGGUUGGUGCUUCUUGCAAGCGUAAUGAUGAAUUGAAGAAAGCUCACGCGGAUGACAUUGCCCAUUUGACUUCUAUUAAUGAACUCGAGACAGGGUCUGGACUUAAUCAAAUUGGCACUUUACAACGAGCUGCUGAUACACGUUGGAGUUCUCAUUUUAGAUCAUUGUCGGGUUUGAUUAGGAUGUUCAGUGCAGCAUGUACGGUAUUGCUCAAAGUUAUGGAGGAAGGGCUUCCUUCCCAACGAGCCGAUGCAACAUCUGUUUAUGAUGAAAUGACUUCAUUUGAUUUUGUGUUUAUCUUGCAUCUGAUGAGCGAGAUUAUGGGCAUCACAGAUUUUCUUUGCCAGACUUUACAAAGUAAGUCUCAAGACAUUUCGAAUGCAAUGGAGCUUGUGUCAUCUACAAAAAGAUUACUACAAGAGUUAAGGGAUGACAAGUGGGAUAAUUUGCUUGAAAAAGUAAAGUCUUUUUGUGUGGCUCGUAACAUUAAUAUUCCUGAUUUUAGUGCUCAGUAUGUUGAUAGGCGGCGUCGAGCUCGUGGUCAUCAAGACAUCACCAUUGAGCAUCAUUAUCGAGUAGACUUCUUUUAUGCCGCGAUCGAUUCACAAAUGCAAGAAAUUAAUGUGCGUUUUAGUGAAGAUGCGACGGAAUUGCUCAUGCUUAGUUCUGCUUUAAAUCCUCAAAAUGCAUCUGAGGCUUUGAGAAUACUAGAUAUAUGCAAAUUGGUUGACAAGUUUUAUGCACAAGAUUUUACAAGUGAAGAAAAAGAGAGCUUGAAGAUGCAACUAAAUCAUUAUGAGCAUAAUGUAGUCAAAGGAGUGAUCGUGCUUGUGCUUACUCUUCCAGUUUCUACUGCUACUGCAGAACGAUCAUUCUCAGCUAUGAAUAUCGUCAAGACUAGGCUUCGAAGCAAAAUGGAGGAUGCUUUCCUCUCAGACGCAUUAAUGGUGUUUAUUGAAAGAGAAAUUGCUAAAAGUCUGAGCAUUGAUGCUAUCAUUGAAGACUUUGAAAAUUUUAAGGAACGUCGAAUUCCUUUUAGUUAG
Asparagus officinalis (garden asparagus) is the source of this 2349-nucleotide messenger RNA. Its product is annotated as zinc finger MYM-type protein 1-like. Gene Ontology annotation, molecular function: protein dimerization activity. The coding region runs from base 1 to 2349 and encodes 782 amino acids. NCBI's taxonomy places the organism in Eukaryota, Viridiplantae, Streptophyta, Magnoliopsida, Asparagales, Asparagaceae. The record is from RefSeq and is a predicted model, not a curated record. The transcript has 2 exons.